Molecule: messenger RNA, 369 nt
Organism: Sugiyamaella lignohabitans
Lineage: Eukaryota; Fungi; Ascomycota; Dipodascomycetes; Dipodascales; Trichomonascaceae
Exons: 1
Coding region: 1-369 (122 amino acids)
Source: RefSeq, a predicted model, not a curated record
AUGAUUACAGACGACCACAUUUGUGAAAAGAUGAACUUGGAAGCCUCAGAAGCAGACAUUCUUUCAUCAGUCUCUGCGUCAACAGGAAUACGCAAACAAACCACAAGAAAUGGAAUCAGCAGCGAGGUAACAAAUAAUGGCAUUGCCUCAGUAGCCCAGAACAAGGAUGCGGCAAUAACCACCGCCAAACAGUUGUUUUGUACUUGCACUUCAAGAAUGGGGAAAAGUAAAAUAGCAAAAAAUAAUGAACUAAUAAUCAGAACCUUCAAAGUCGAGGCAGACACAAGACCAGCAGGGACCGACACUCCUAGUAUACUAACAAACUCAGCCGCCUCCGGCUUAUCAUUACGGGUCGCAAAAGUACCCUGA